AUGAAAUCAUGUGGAGGAUGUAAGUACUUCGAAAAAUAUUACUAUCGACAUCAAACAAUUCAACAACUUAAUUAUUACACGUCAAAUAUUCAAUCAUCUGUACCAUCAACUGCGAAAGAAGAAAAAGAACUGGAUGGUGAAGAAAUUAUCAAUGAUGGAUUAACUGAUGAAGAAAUAAUUGAAGAAACGAUUGAUGAGAGUGAAUUUGAGGACUCAAGUUAUGCUACUGAACUCUGA
Messenger RNA from Funneliformis mosseae, 237 nucleotides. The record is from the annotation of a GenBank genome assembly. NCBI's taxonomy places the organism in Eukaryota, Fungi, Glomeromycota, Glomeromycetes, Glomerales, Glomeraceae.